AUGCUAGAAACAGAACACUGGUCGAUGAUGCGUGAGCUGCAUGAUCCAGAAGGUUCCCUCCCCUCUCUGGUGUCUAAAAGUCGACACAACAGAGGGGGGGUGUCUCUGCUCAGCUACCUGUCCCACCCCUCCCACACCGGCACGCCAAACCACAGCCAGCAGAGCCCCUACAGUCGCAUGCGGGCUCACAGCUACCCCUCCAGCUACAGUCAGGGCACCAGUCUGGGGGGAAGCCAGACUCAGCUGUCUUUCGAGGAGGAAGAGUCCCUGGAGGUCUCUACAGAGGAGGGGGAGACUAGGGAGGAGAAGGAUGAAGAGGAGGAGUGGGAAAGUGUGUUGGAUACUUCCUCCAUUCCGGCGCAGAGUAAAGCAGGGUCCCUGCUUGCUCUGCAGAGGUCCAGCACUCCUGACAUCCUCAGGAAGAACACAGCUGGAGAAGCAGACCCAGAGAAACACGGUGCAGCGCUGGGACAGGACACAGUCAGCGCUCAGGACUCCUCACAGUGUCAGUCAUAUUCUGCCCCCGCAUCACCGACAUCCCGUUCUCAACCCCCGGUCACACCUCCUUCCUCCCCCCUGGCUGCUGCUCCAUCCCCGGGGGGGCUGGGGGGGAGCGGCGCCCAUCGGAGGGCCCAGGCUGUCAGGCUUGGAGCCCUGUUCACAGAGCUGGAACAGACGUUACAGAACCAGAGCGGCUCUGAGAAGGAGCUGAGGGCCCUGGACCACCAGAUACUGCACCUGGCUACCAUCCUGAAGAACGACCUCUCCCUGCUCAGAAUUUCUUCCACAGAGGAGACUCUGGCUGUGGAGGAAGUCCUGGAAAGCUUUGACUUCCUGUCAAAUGACUUUAAUGCGGAUGAUGACACUUCCUGUUUAGGUAGCCUAAGACUAAAAGACAGUGGCAUCAGUUCUUUGCAGCAGAGCACUGCAAAGAGUCUUGGCUUCCAAUCAACUUCAGAGGAAGAGUUGGUCAUCACACCUCUGACUUCUGGGAAUUGGGGUCUAGACCAGGCUCUUGAGAGUCACCUGGAUAUUUGUUGUAUCCUGCUCCAGAGGAUAACAACCACCGACUUCGGCCCAUCUCGGAGGGAGCUGCUGGAGGAAAUGUCUCUGCAAGCUGAAGUCCUGGACAGGAUCAGCUGUCUGCUACUGGAGAAGAACGACAGCCUCUGUGCUCGAGACAUCCUGCCUAAGACGCAGAGAACGAGGGCUGUGCUGUUGUUCUGGGAGGAGUGUGUGACUGACAGCAGCUCUCCUUUCUGCUGCCUCUCGGACACAUUCUCCAGGACGUUAAAGAAACGUUACAUACACAAGGUGAAGGCCAAGCAGCCCGGACAGUCAGAGAAAGUGUUCUCUCAGCUCCUGCAGCAGGUGCACACAGCCUGUCGGAUGGUGCCCAGCCCCCGGCCGCUCUGCAGCCCAGAGAGAGUGUCCCUCUUACAGCUGUCUGUCUAUCUGAAACGCUGGAGCAUCCUGGAUCUGGGAGAGCACAUCUCACGCCUCUCAAAAGAAGAGUACAUCCUGUCCGCCCUGAGGAGCCCCAAAAGGAGGCGGGCUUUAAAUAAGAUGAGGGGUCGGGGCAUUGCAGAGCUCCUCCCCCUGAGAUGCACGCUGCAGACUAUGGCGGCGCUGCAGCUCGACUCCAACCACAAAGUGUGCAAAGCUGCAGCCAGCUGUCUCUGCAGGGCUGCAGGCUGCAAGGCCUUCAGGAGCAAGGCAGUCGUUUACUACACAGAGAGUUUGAAAAGCACUGAUGUUCAGAUCCAACAAGGCUCCUGUCUGGCACUUAAAUGCCUCAGGGCGACAGAGAGUGUGGACUACAUAGCAGAUUUAUGGAAAUCAACAGAUGAAGAUCUGCGCAGCGCUGCCAAAGAAACCGUCCUCUCUUUCGGUAAAAAGGGCUACCUGGCCUUCCAGAGGAUGGACCAGCUGUACACUGAGAUGCAGGAGGAGGCGUACCAGAACCAAGAGACUGAGAUCACCUUUCUAUAGGAACAAAGAGCAGACUUUAAGAAGGUCUUUUUUCUGAUGGGAUCCAACAUGAAGUGUCUCUGUGAUCCUGAAGACAGGGGGGGAGACUAAAUGUAAAGAAAAUGUGUGCCCGAGGGGGAUGCCAGGAUGAGGAAUGGUACUUUAUUUUGUUUGUUGAAUAAAUCUGUGCUACCUUCAUGACAAAUACCAAAAGGGACGAGUUCAGAGGAAGAUCUAAAGAUGGUGACUUUGGAUCGCUGGCGAGAGAGUUUACUGGGAACCUGAAUUUAUAUUGGUGAAAUAUGAAGAGUUUUGUACAAAGAAUAAGAAGUUCAGUGCAGUGCCACAAUUUAACCUGCUAAGAUGUCUCAUGCAGCUGUAACAUUUGUCCAUUUAAAAGUUUUAUAUGGCCGUUUUUUUUAUUAAGGAUAAAUGUAUUAUUAUUAUUUCACAUAAUGUAUAAUGUGUGAUAAAAUAGCAUAACCCUAACAUUCAAAUAUCCUGUUAACAUUAAAUCCUGAGAGACUAAAUAAAUCUGCCUGAAUCCUUCCUGUCUGACAGUCAGGUUUUAAAAGAGGAAAUAAACCUCAUGCAGAAGGAUUCUACAAAUCUA
Notothenia coriiceps (black rockcod) is the source of this 2584-nucleotide messenger RNA. RefSeq names its product protein FAM65C-like. NCBI's taxonomy places the organism in Eukaryota, Metazoa, Chordata, Actinopteri, Perciformes, Nototheniidae. The transcript is spliced from 14 exons. The record is from RefSeq and is a predicted model, not a curated record. The coding region runs from base 1 to 1992 and encodes 663 amino acids.